Molecule: messenger RNA, 1881 nt
Organism: Arabidopsis thaliana (thale cress)
Lineage: Eukaryota; Viridiplantae; Streptophyta; Magnoliopsida; Brassicales; Brassicaceae
Product: DNAse I-like superfamily protein
Exons: 3
Coding region: 1-1881 (626 amino acids)
Source: RefSeq, marked reviewed
AUGCUCAGUGUCAAGAGAUGUAUCAAGAUACUCAAGCUUUGGCACUUGCUUCCAGAGAUAACGCCUUCGCUUCGACAAAAUAUUAGUGGAUACAACAUCUUUGAUUGGAAGGGAAGAGUUCGUUCACGCUCUAAGAAGCGCUCCAGUAGUACCCCUCCAAGGCUUAUCACCUCUCAGAACUGCGUGAAAGGGAAGAAUAUUGAGAUUGUUCCUUCUACUGUUUUGGUUGAGGCAGGACAGUCCUAUGCCAAGGGCUCUGCUUGGGUCAAGAAGUCGACUACAGGUGUUGCUAGAAGUCCUGUCAAGCCACCUGAGUCCCAUCUUCCUGAAUCAGUUUUGGUGUCAGCUAUCCCGUCGGAGGAUUCCUUUCCUUAUCCACCGGGUUGGGGUGCUAUGUCUUCAAAAUCCAGGAAGAGAUGGCGUCAUAAGUGGAAUAUCAGCAGAAGCAGCGCUGCUGACCAUAUUUCUAAGGUCUCAGGGUCCCCACGAGCUUUGGUCUCGGGUGGAUCGUCCUCUGAGAGUAAUGCCCCUGCUAUUUUGGAUUCAACCCUUCCGAGUUGGAGAUUAGAUACCAAUUAUUGUUGUUCCGAGUUGGGUCGGAUUUGGAUCGUGUGGGACCCUUCGGUUUCGGUUUUGGUCUUUAAGAAGACGGAUCAAUUGAUGAUCCUGGUUGGGGACUUUGACCAGAUAGCUGCUACUUCUGAUCACUAUUCUGUCCUUCAAACUUCAAUCCCCAUGAGAGGUUUAGAGGAGUUUCAGAACUGUUUAAGAGAUAGUGAUUUGGUGGAUAUUCCUAGUCGUGGGGUCCAUUACACUUGGUCAAAUCAUCAAGAUGAUAAUCCGAUCAUAAGGAAGUUGGAUAGAGCUAUUGCCAAUGGAGAUUGGUUCUCUUCUUUUCCUAGUGCGAUUGCUGUCUUUGAGCUGUCAGGGGUUUCAGAUCACUCUCCUUGUAUUAUUAUCCUGGAAAACCUCCCAAAGAGAUCUAAGAAAUGUUUCAGAUAUUUCUCCUUCCUUUCAACUCAUCCUACCUUUUUGGUGUCCCUUACUGUUGCUUGGGAGGAGCAGAUUCCUGUUGGUUCUCACAUGUUUUCUUUAGGGGAACAUUUAAAAGCUGCCAAGAAGUGUUGUAAGCUUUUGAACAGGCAAGGGUUUGGCAAUAUCCAGCAUAAAACCAAAGAGGCUCUGGAUUCUUUGGAAUCGAUUCAGUCUCAGCUAUUAACCAACCCUUCUGAUUCUCUUUUUAGAGUUGAGCAUGUUGCCAGGAAAAAGUGGAACUUCUUUGCUGCUGCUCUAGAGUCUUUUUACAGACAGAAAUCAAGAAUUAAAUGGUUGCAAGAUGGCGACGCUAAUACACGGUUCUUCCAUAAAGUCAUUCUUGCAAAUCAGGCUAAAAAUCUGAUCAAGUUUCUUCGCAUGGAUGAUGAUGUAAGAGUGGAGAAUGUUACUCAGGUCAAAGAAAUGAUUGUAGCCUAUUAUACCCACCUUUUGGGCUCUGACAGCGACAUUCUCACUCCCGAUUCGGUUCAGAGAAUCAAAGAUAUCCAUCCUUUUCGCUGCAAUGAUACACUGGCGUCUCGUCUCUCUGCUCUCCCGUCUGAUAAGGAGAUAACUGCUGCGGUCUUUGCAAUGCCUCGCAACAAGGCUCCGGGUCCUGACAGCUUCACUGCGGAAUUCUUUUGGGAAUCUUGGUUUGUGGUCAAGGAUAGUACUAUUGCUGCUGUUAAAGAAUUUUUCAGAACUGGUCAUCUCCUCAAGAGGUUCAACGCUACAGCAAUCACUCUCAUUCCUAAAGUUACAGGAGUAGAUCAACUCUCUAUGUUUAGACCUGUUUCGUGCUGCACCGUAGUCUAUAAAAUCAUUACUGAUAACACUAGAUUUUAA